ACUUAGCUGCCAUGGCUGCCUACCGCCUCCUCUUGUUCCUUGUGCUUGCGCUCGCCGUCAGCAACAGCAUCAGCCCAGUGGCCGCCGCGGACUACGAUGACGUGCAGCUGCGGCAGGAGGCCAUGAUGCAGGCCCUCGGGGUGGUCGCCCGCUUCGACCUGGCCACCACCGACGCCGAGGCAGUGAGGCAGGUGAAGCAGGCGCUCGCGGUGCUGAACCGUGAGGUCAAGGCCCGCCCCCAGCAGUGGAAGCCCAUCUUCAAGGCCCUCGACAAGGUGAUGGACAGCGGCGCCGACGACCGCAGUAGGGCAAAGGCGUCCGCUGAGCUCAAGGUGCUGCUCGACCGCGAGCUCGGCCCGUGCCCGGACAGCCUCAGAAGGGACCUCGGAAUCGGUGAUCUGUAAAAUGCAUAUGCAUGCAUGCAGUCGCCAGUUCGCCACCUCUGCCUUUCUCUUUCUCCCUGAACGUGCCAGUCGCCAGUGCGGUUGUGAGUUGUCGGAGCUCCCGUCUGUGCACUGCGACCUGUCGCAGUCGUCAGAGCUCCACCUUUGCCUUACUUUCCUUCCGGUUUCAUUAGUCAGCGUGGUGGUUUCUUUUGUUACACUGCUAGCGCUCCCCGUGUUCCUCCAUGAAUAUAUGAUAAGUUGAAGCUGCAUAGAUGGUUGGGUCCUGUGUGCUCCAUCUCAUUUAGGACGUACACUGGCUCAUAAGAUAGUCUUAUCCUAAGCCUGACAGGCAAUCUAGAAAUGACAAUAAAAAUAUGGAGUAAAAUAAGUUA
Molecule: messenger RNA, 778 nt
Organism: Triticum aestivum (bread wheat)
Lineage: Eukaryota; Viridiplantae; Streptophyta; Magnoliopsida; Poales; Poaceae
Exons: 1
Coding region: 12-404 (130 amino acids)
Source: RefSeq, a predicted model, not a curated record